AUGAGCGACGAACAUCUCCAGGAGGUGAACGAUCCCCAUAGAUCCCCCUGGUCGUCCGUAACACGAAGGCUCUACCUGAAUAAUUGUGAGGCUCGGGUGGAAAUCUUGAAAGAAAUCAAACGCAUGACAUAUCUCGACGGAGACACCACCAGUUCCUUAUCCGACGACCUCCAUACGCCUUACCUUUGGGCGGCUUGCAUGAGUACCGACUUAUCCGAGCUUGAGAACUUCAGGGAUACCCUGAAAGAGUCGUCCAUGGAAGAUGCUGGCCCGUCUCUGAUGCAAAUCAGCGCAGCGGUCCAACAACUUAUUGCAUUCUGUAAUGCCAAGUCUCCACGAAGAGAAACGGCAACGCGCAGUUCAGGAAGCACUACCAUGAAGAGCAGCAAUAGCCCACGACCGCUCUUAUCACCUGUGCAGAAUUCUCCUGGGAAGGCAGGCUCCGGAGGCCGACAGCAGUCUGCGCAAUCUAGUUUACCAAGUUCGUCGGGCAAUCAGGAGAAGUACAGGAAUGAACGAGCGGUCCAUAUGGCAAAGCAGCGGGACAAUGGGACAUGCCCUUUGCUGGGCACCAGAUAUUGUGAAGCUGCUCAGAUCUACCCUUUUGCCUCCAUCGAGAAGAAGGGCAUGGUCGUGACGAGCGUGCACGCUCUAAUAAAAGUUUUCGGACGGGGGACAGCUCAAAGAUUCACUGAUGCUCCCAGAAUGGUCGACCUGGACUCUUGCGCCAAUCUGAUCUGCCUGGACCGUAUUCCGCAUCGAAUGUUUGACGACGGUCGGCUAGCACUGCAGCCAAUUGAUAGAGGCACCCGCCCGAGCAGCGACCACUUCAUUCGCUUGCGCGUGCAUUUGCUGCAGAGGCAACACGAACCACGCGCAUGGAGGAGCGAUCUGGCGCAAGAUCCCUAUGAAUUGCUGAGGGAUUUCCAGCUCGUCGACGACGAGCCUCAAGAAAUUCGCCUCGUUUCUUCAAUGACUCAGCGCGAAAUUAGUGAUGGCCACGAGUUCGAUAUCACUGCAAAGACGCAAAAAGAUCUUCCAAAUUGGAACCUCUUGGAUCUCAGGUACCGCAUUAGUCUGAUGAACCAUUUGAUCAGAGUUGCCGGUGUUUCGGAUGAGGAUAUUGAUGAAUCCGAUGAAGACGUAUCUGAUGAGGAGCUCGAAGAUAUUGAUGUGAUUGAAGGUGCCAUCAGCAAACGGGAGGAAAUCGCGGAACAGAGGUCGAAAGAAGUGGAUGAGGAUAAUGCUGCCUGA
Messenger RNA from Colletotrichum scovillei, 1254 nucleotides. RefSeq lists its product as uncharacterized. The transcript has 3 exons. The record is from RefSeq and is a predicted model, not a curated record. Lineage: Eukaryota; Fungi; Ascomycota; Sordariomycetes; Glomerellales; Glomerellaceae. Bases 1 to 1254 code for a protein of 417 amino acids.